AUGAAUGACUACAACGAAUGUGUGUUUGGAGAGUCAGUGUCUGUGACUGAAGGAGAUUCUGUUACUCUACACACUGACACUCAAAUACAUGAAGACAAUGACAUUCUGUGGAAAUUUGGACCUGAGAAAUCUCUCAUAGCUCAAAUCAUUAGAGAAAAACAAAUCAUCCCUGAUGUGAGAUUCACAGACAGACUGAAGCUGGACAAUAAUACUGGAUCUCUGACCAUCAUGAACAUCACAUCUGAACAUGCUGGAGAUUAUGAAGUGAAGAUAACUGCAGCAAAACGAUCGUACAAAAUAUUCAAUGUUUCUGUCUAUGCACGUCUGCCUGUUCCUGUCAUCGAUAGAAACUCUUCCCAAUGUUCAUUAUCUCAGUAUAACUGUUCAGUGUUGUGUUCAGUAGUGAAUGUGAGCGCUGUGAGUCUCUCCUGGUACAAAGGAAACAGUUUAUUAUCCAGCAUCAAUGUGUCUGAUCUCAGCAUCAGUCUCUCUCUACCUCUGGAGGUGGAAUAUCAGGAUAACAACACCUACAGCUGUGUGAUCAACAACACUAUCAGCAACCAGACCACACAUCUGGACAUCAACACACUCUGUCAGAUGUGUGAAGAUCAGGGCCUAUCCUCAUUCUACAUAGUGUUGAUCUCUGUUUCUGCUGGAUUUCUGAUGAUUGCUGCUUCAGUCAGGAUCUUCAGCAUUUUCAGGAAACACAGAACAUGUAAUCGAGAAGGUUAA
Messenger RNA from Danio aesculapii, 732 nucleotides. Its product is annotated as CD48 antigen-like. The record is from RefSeq and is a predicted model, not a curated record. Bases 1 to 732 code for a protein of 243 amino acids. NCBI's taxonomy places the organism in Eukaryota, Metazoa, Chordata, Actinopteri, Cypriniformes, Danionidae. The transcript has 5 exons.